Messenger RNA from Daphnia carinata, 629 nucleotides. RefSeq names its product HIG1 domain family member 1A, mitochondrial-like. The transcript has 2 exons. Gene Ontology annotation, cellular component: mitochondrion. Lineage: Eukaryota; Metazoa; Arthropoda; Branchiopoda; Diplostraca; Daphniidae. The record is from RefSeq and is a predicted model, not a curated record. Gene Ontology annotation, biological process: mitochondrial respirasome assembly. The coding region runs from base 81 to 398 and encodes 105 amino acids.
GUCUUUGAGGAAGUUACUAAAGCAGUCAUUGUCUCGGUGAUUAGGCGUGAGAGUACUCAUCGCGGACAGAUCUGCCCAUCAUGGUUGUACAACGUUCUAUCCCAGUAGUUGACAUUUCUGAAGAAAGUCAAGCAGAGAGAUUGGCAAGGAAAACCCGUGAGGCACCCUAUGUACCAAUAGGUUUAACAGGAUGUCUUGGAGCCGUUCUAUAUGGGCUGUAUCAAUACAAGAACAGAGGUGAAAUGUCCACUUCGGUUUAUGUCAUGAAGUUCCGUGUGGUAGCACAAGCAGCAGUGGUUGUAACCCUAGGACUUGGGGUUGGCUAUUCAAUGAUUGACAAGUAUCUCCUACCAAAAUUCCAAACCUCAGCCAGCAAAAGAGAUGAGCCUUCAGCAUGAAUGUGGAAGAACUUUUAUGAAGCAAACCAACUCAAUCUACAUAUGUUUGCCCGGCCAUCACUGUAAAGCGGGAACUAUUAUUUUCCACUGUUUUAUGUUCAAAUUGAAUAUUUCGUUUGAUAAUUGAAAACCUGUGCAACGUUGGCAUCCUACUAGUAGUCAAGGCGUUUUAAAAAUUAAUGUUGUAUUUAAUUAUAGCCAAAUGUCAUUAAACGGCUUUCAAUGGCUGAA